UUAGACUCUACAUAUUUACAGUACAGGUCAGGGAGAAGCUAUGGAUGGAUGAAAGUAUGGAUGAUGCUGUAGAAGGUUCAUGGGGCCAACUUGUCAGUAUCACAGAUGUUGACAGUUCACCAUUUCCGCUAGUAGAAGACAAAUUUACCAUUGGGCGAGCGAAAGAUAGUGACAUAUCCUUGCCGAACAACAAACUUGUAUCAGGCAGACACUGUCAUAUUGAAAAGGAUAGCGACGGGAGAGUCUGGCUUUGCGACACAAGUACAAAUGGAACGCUGCUGAAUGUGACUGUGAAAAUUACAAAAGGCAAUAAGAGAGAGUUAAGUCAUGGAGACGAAUUCUUUGUUGUCUACAAGAAGGAUGAAGAUGAUAUCAAUGUGGGCUAUAUGUACCAGAAUCUGGAGGAGUUACAGAAGGAAAUGGAUGCCACACAGGAAUACAGCUCUGAUUAUGGAAUGGAGGCAACACUCUUAGAUAUAUCUGUUAACAUAGUAGAGGAGGAUUGUGAUGAGCAGAGUAAGAAGAGGUUGUCUGAGGAACCAAACACAUCUACCAGUGAGCCACCAGCUAAACGUUUGAAGACAGAAACAUCAAAACGUAAGCCAGAAUCUUCUGGUACUGAAGCUGGUGCCAAAGAUAUCCAAGGGGAGAAAACUCUUGAGGAUAUAGAUGGUCUGGGGAAAACUAAAGAUGAUCAAGGAAAGACAACUGUGAGUAAAAAAGACCAGGAUAGUUCCAAUAAGUCUGUGGCAGGGGCUGAUGCCUGUAUGGAUGGUCCAGACGAGAUAGAGGAAGCCCUAAUUUGUACGAUAUGUCAGGAGCUUCUGCACGACUGCAUCAGUCUGCAGCCAUGCAUGCACUCAUUCUGCGCAGGUUGUUACUCUGAUUGGAUGGACAAAUCAAACGAAUGUCCAACGUGCCGUAUGAAGGUGGAAAGAAUCAACAAAAACCACAUUGUCAACAAUCUUAUGGAAGCUUAUCUUAAGGAAAAUCCCAGUAAAAAAAGAGAUGAAGAAGACAUAAAAGAAUUAGAUGCCAAGAACAAAAUAUCAAGAGAUAUGUUAUACCCAGGACGUAGGAGUACCAUAUUUGAAAGUUCGGAUUCAGACCGGUCAGACUCUCCCAGUCCUCCACCACUCUUGUUCAACCCUGCAACGCCUCUCCUGCAUGGAUUUGGAACCCCCUUUUUUGGGACCAUCAGGCCAGCCAAGACUGUGUGCAGACAAUGCCCAGACUACAUAGAGCCAGCCAGUACAAAUACAGCUACAACCACCACCUGCACUACUACCACAACAGCUGUGGUCCUCAACGCCAUAGGAAACUUUGCAAUGAAUGUCCUAGGAAGAAACGUUACACCAAAUGCAACCACAGGGACAGAUGAUGAAGUUGAGCCUGGUCCGAGUAGAGAACAGUCAAAUCCAGAUGAAUCUGUUGAGCCUGGUCCGAGUGGAGAACAGCCUGAUCCUGAUGUUAAGGUGAUGCCGACUGCACCCCACUACAGAUGUGCCAUGACACAGACCCACAUGAUGUGUCAGUGCUGCCUACAACCCAUGCCAGACAGGAGAGCUGAGUACAACACAGACCCCUUGUCUGUUCCUCCACAGCAGUGUCGACUAUGCUACAGAUCCUACUGUCACGCCUACUGGGGCUGUAAGAAGGUUGACUGUAAUGGAUGUAUUGGAAUCUUUAAAGACAUCAGAUUUGGGAAAAAGUGUCUGCCAUCUCUGAUCCUGGAAAACCAGCAUGAAUCAGAAGUUUUUAAAAAUUAUUUGGAAAAGAACAAUUUAAGUGUGAAAUAUGUUCUUGAACAGUGCCUUGCUAAACUUGAUAAAGGAGAAUUUACUUUUAGAGAUGCUGCACCAGUUCAAAUAGAUGGUAACACCGCCCUAUGUUAUGCUUGUGCACUGAGGAAAUUUAAGGACUUGGCCUAUUUGUUUAGAUUCAGUAUCAAAAAGACUGAUUUACCAGCUGCAGUGGUAUCAAGACCAGACUGCCAUUGGGGGAAAAACUGUCGGACACAGCGCCACAACGUCAACCAUGCACAGAGGUUCAAUCACGUCUGCGGCCAAACCAGACUGACUUGAUGCCGAAAAUGAACUUAACAAUUUUAUCUAAAUAUGCAUAUUUUAAAGAGUGUUUUACAAAGAACUAAAGUGUGGAUUUCAUGUGUGAUAUGGAAGUAUAAUUAAUUGAGUGCAUGUGACGGCAUGAUAUUGAUGAGUGAUGAAUGGGGAUGGGUGUCCUAGCCUGAUUAGGUGUUCCUUUAAUUCAUGAGGAAGGAGACGAAGUUUUUUUUAUAUUUAAUUAUGACGGUAUGGAAUUUCAGUCUGGCUGAGUACAAUUGGACUGAAGGUCGUUUGUUUAUUAACUAUUACACACGUGUAUAAAAUGUGAGUGUAAAAACCGUUAUAGUAUUUGAGAAUUUAUGUAGAUUUCCUUCACAUGUUAAUACCAAAUGUAAGAGACAAUGAACACUUAAUUAGUAUAUCUGCUAGAUCUUGAUACUGUGAACAAAACCAUUAAUUGUAAAUUAACAUUAACUCGUAUAUAAACAUAUUAUGGACUAAUGUAUUUGUUCGGUUUUAUUUCAUCAAACAACGUCAAUCUCUGUCACUAGUGGACAAAGUGUCUGGUACAAAAUGUGACAGUAUUUAGGUCAAAGGACCAUUUUGCUUCUUUAUUCCAUAACAUCCUGGCCAUACUUAUUUAUUUUUUUUAUAAAAGUAAGCUGUACCAUGUCGUUUUCCCUUGUACUACAAUGUUUUUGUCCUUUCAUUGACUGUACUACAAUGUUGGAGUCCUUUCAGUGACUGUACUACAAUGUUUGUGUCCUUUCAGUGACUGUACUACAAUGUUGGAGUCCUUUCAGUGACUGUACUACAGUGUUUGUGUC
Molecule: messenger RNA, 2893 nt
Organism: Pecten maximus
Lineage: Eukaryota; Metazoa; Mollusca; Bivalvia; Pectinida; Pectinidae
Product: E3 ubiquitin-protein ligase CHFR-like
Exons: 21
Coding region: 45-2084 (679 amino acids)
Biological process (GO): protein ubiquitination; ubiquitin-dependent protein catabolic process; mitotic cell cycle checkpoint signaling
Cellular component (GO): nucleus
Molecular function (GO): ubiquitin-protein transferase activity; protein binding
Source: RefSeq, a predicted model, not a curated record